Messenger RNA from Diprion similis, 3264 nucleotides. Its product is annotated as SET and MYND domain-containing protein 4-like. Gene Ontology annotation, molecular function: protein binding. The transcript is spliced from 8 exons. The record is from RefSeq and is a predicted model, not a curated record. Bases 191 to 2230 code for a protein of 679 amino acids. NCBI's taxonomy places the organism in Eukaryota, Metazoa, Arthropoda, Insecta, Hymenoptera, Diprionidae.
AUUGAAGUGACGAGUUAAAAUAGACGUACCGAAAUAAUCCAGCGUUGGACUGCAGUGUUCGAACGAACGCCGGCAAGCAUGCCGCGAAAUAAUACCGCGUAGUAUAGGCAUACAAAAAUCUUUUACAGAGAGGUAAUUUAAAAUAAAUGGUUACACACGCAAGAAAAACACCAAAGGAAAAAUAAGUAAAAUGCUGGAACGCGACGCCGAGACUGAGAUCGGCGAUUACUUUCGCGAAAAUCUUUUGGGCGUACGUAGAGCUGUGGAAGGUUCAGAAUUCCGAAAAUUUGCGGCCCUGAACACCGACGGAGAACGUGUUGCGUACAUAUUAAAAUAUGCAGAGGCACGUCGCCUACCGCUGGAGUUUCCAGGAGUUGGAGAAAAGAACCGCGACAGAGCACUCAAGCUGAAAGAAACCGGAAACAGCUCUUUCGGUCGCGGGAAUUUCCUCAAAGCUUUGGACAACUACUCGGACGCUGCAAUAGUAGCACCUGAAGGCGAUCUAUCAGUGAUUUUGGCAAAUCGUUCAGCGGUUUUGUACCACCUGGAGCGUUUCGAGUUGGCGGUAUCGGAUGCCGAAGAGGCAGUCCGCCUUGGAUAUCCCCAGGAGCUUAUGUACAAGCUGGAAGAACGUCGCGCAAGGUGUCUCCUAGCCUUAAAAAAGCACGCUGCGGCUAUGGACGCCUUCAGAAGUACAUUAAAGGCGCUUGAUUACGCAAAGAUUUCCGCUGAGAAGAAGCAGAAGAUUGAGUACGACGUGAGGGUAAUGCUGGCCGUCAUGGAGAGGGGAAACCAGUUGAACAGCAUCGCCAACUCCCAGAAUUUAACCACUCCGUCACCUUCCCUGAAAACUCCUUUACCCAAGCUAUCAGGCAACCAAAAUUCGGAUUAUCCAGCAUUCAGCGACGCCGUUGAAUUCAAAGAUUCCGGCGGCUCGGUUGGAAGAUACGCCGUUGCAAAACGUGAAAUAUUACCCGGCGAUGUACUGGCAACAGAAAAACCACACGCUGCAGUUCUUCUUGCGGAAUACAGACUGUCUCAUUGUCACCUUUGCUUCGCGAGAGUAACCGCUCCAGUACCAGCUUCGUGCAACACCUGCACCAUCAUCGUCUACUGUUCACCAAAAUGUCGGAAUCGCGACGUCAAAGCACACGCGCUGGAGUGUCCUCUACUGCUGGCGUUGUAUGUGUCUUCUGCCUCCGUCACGUGUUUCUUGGCUCUGACGUCGCUUAUUCGAAAGCCGUUAAGCGAAUUGCUGAAGAUGAAAGAUUCUUUGAACACCGAGAUCAAGCCAUAUAAAGGAGACGAUUACAGGUCUCUGCACGGGUUAGAUUCUUUAACUCACGUUUACUUGAAUUUUGAAGUAACACACGAAGACGAAAGAACAGCAGAUGAUCUCUUUCACCGAGCGUACAUGGCCGGCUGGCUUCUUAGACUUUUAAAACGUAGUUCGUACUUCCCCGAAGAGGUCAACACUCCGGACACUGCUGAUUCACAACUUUCUCCCGAAGAAAUCUUUGUGGGGGGCUUGAUCCUUCACAAUAUUCAAUUACUGCAGUUCAAUGCUCAUGAGAUUUCAGAAUUGGCAAGACCCAAGGGUGCGAUAACUUUAGACAAGGCGAAGAGUAUUUUUAUCGGUGGAGGUGUCUAUCCGACAGUAGCUCUUUUGAAUCAUUCUUGUAAUCCUAGUGUCAUCAGAUAUUUCAUUGGAACAACGAUGGUGGUUCGAGCGCUGCGAACCAUAAGACCGGGCGAAGAAGUUAGCGAAAAUUACGGUCCAAUUUUCACUACCAUGCCGUUAAGUGAGCGGAGGCGGAAGUUGAGAUUACAGUAUUGGUUUGACUGUAGCUGCGAGGCUUGCACGAAUCAAUGGCCCCUUCUCGAAGGCAUAGAUCCACGAAUACUCAGAUUCAGAUGCGAGUCUGGCGCAGCUUGUGGUAACAUUAUACCGGUGUCGACGGAAUCGAAUGAAUUCAUGGUUACCUGUUCGAAGUGUAAAAAAUCGAUGAAUAUACUGAAGGGAUUAAAAGCUAUCCAAGAUACAGACUCGAUAUUCAAGACUGCAUCUAGGCACCUUGAAAAUGGUGAACACGAGAAGGCACUAAAGGGAUACUUCGAAAUUUUGAAAUUACUUGAUGAAAAUUUAGCGCCUCCUCUCAGAGAUUACCACUUGUGUCAACAGGGGGUCAGACUAUGUCUCCUCGCUAUAGGAAACACAAGUUUUCAUUGAGAAAAUGUGAUGUCUGAACGAAUAGUUUCGAAAAAAAAAAGAAAGAAAAAAAAUGUUCUACUGCAGAACUGUUCAGUAGAUCACUGUACAUUGAAAAAUAAAAUUAAAUAUCGAGAACAAUGAAAUUUGAAGUUCUCAAUUAAAAACGCAGAUAUGAUAAAUGGGUAAGAUUGUACCUUAAUGCGACUAAUGAAUGAGGUCGUAACAAAUAAUACCGCAUAGAUUACAGCUUUAUUUUAAUUCCUUAAAUUUGUAAGAGUACAAAAUAAUUAAUACAACAUAAAACAACUGUGGGUUCAUUCACAUCAUAUUCGUGUCCUUUAAAACACGUUAUUCCAUCAACCACUCCGUUGAUUGAACGUCAUUUAUAGUCAGUAAUUGCAAUAAAAUAGUUAGCUUCUCAAUAUAUUUGAAACACAGCGCGGAUGUAUGUGAGUGUAGUACUGUUCAUUUCUGUGUGUAUACGUCUUAGUCCUAACUUAAAGUUAUGUAUCAUAAUAUUUGUAUGAUGUGUUUUUCCUUUCUUUUUUCGUUUCUUUUUUGAACAUGUGAUUCAAUUAAUGUACAAAGAAUGCUUUGCUCUUCUUCUUCUUCGGAUUUUUAAGUCCGUCCAUUCUCGAACGUUUAGGAUCUAACUGUAAUUAAAUAGAACAAUACUGUAGAAUAGAACGAAGGAAAAUCCGAUUGCGUUUAAAGAAGCUCAAAAUUGACUAUACGCGGGUUCGUUGCACCGACGUUACAAAAAAAAAAAAAAAAAUCGCUGUAGACAAUAAUAGGUAUUUACGUAAUUAAAAAGACGUCUAUCACAAUUACAAUUUCAAGACCAAAUACACGUCACUCUGUGUUUACACUAUUUACAAUCAUCAAUCAUCGUAUGCAAGUAUCUACAUUGUCUAUAACUUAUGACCUUCAAUUUAUAGUCACUGUCGCCGUUAUCAGAACUCUACCUAUUAUUUUGAGCUGUCUUUAUUAAACAAAUAUCAAUGUAUCAACGGUGCUCUAUGAGGUUCUACUAAUUGAAAUAAAUCAGCGAG